UUAGGGCUCUUCCCAUCUGGUCGAGAAUGAAGUACCAGAUCUCCCAGACGGCCUACGUCAAGCUCGCGCUCCACGCCCUCAAGCACAGAUCGGCAGCUGUGAAUGGGAUUCUAGUCGGCAGAGUAAGCGGCGGGGGCGGCGGCGGAGGGGCGGAGGAGGAUUCCGCCGCUACCGUCUCGAUUGUGGACUGUGUGCCCCUCUUUCACGGUCAGCUGGGUUUGCUUCCCAUGCUAGAGCUUGCUUUGACACAGAUCGAAGAGUAUUUUUCCUCCCAUCAAGAGGGUCUUAGCAUUGUUGGAUGCUACCAUGCGAAUGAGCGAUUUGACGACUACGAUCUGAGUGGAAUCCCUCGAAAGAUUGGCGAUCACAUUGCUCGCUAUUUCUCCUCGGCUUGCGUCCUUCUGCUAGACAACAGGUUGCUAGAGUCUCUCGCUAAAGCCGGAAAAAAACCGGCUGUCCAGCUUUUUACACGCGAUUCCUCUCGAGGAUGGCGCUCGGCACCAGGAAGCAGUGAUCUCGUCCUCGCCGAAUCCACCGCGAACGAGAUUCUCUACGAUUACAUCCUGGAAGGGAGGGAGCAAAGUGUCACAGACUUUGACGAUCAUUUGGACGAUAUAAGCAAGGAUUGGUUGAACCCAGGCUUGUUCGAUUGAUCAGCAAAAGUACUACAAAUUUAUAAAUGGCCCAUAAAAAAAACUCCUUGUUGCGUUGUCAACGCUCGGUCAAUGUGGUCAAUGAGGUCAACAUUUUUCUUG
Selaginella moellendorffii is the source of this 755-nucleotide messenger RNA. RefSeq names its product ER membrane protein complex subunit 8/9 homolog. The transcript has 5 exons. The record is from RefSeq and is a predicted model, not a curated record. Bases 27 to 653 code for a protein of 208 amino acids. Lineage: Eukaryota; Viridiplantae; Streptophyta; Lycopodiopsida; Selaginellales; Selaginellaceae. Gene Ontology annotation, cellular component: EMC complex.